UCUCACUUCAUGAUUAGUUCAUUGUCCUAUAAAUUAAUUGUUCAGCUAUCUCAUUUCUCUUACAAACUCAACCACAAAAAUAAAAGAGUCUUGUGAGAUCAGAGAUGGGAAAUAUGAGGUGCCAUAAGAAAAGGCCAAAGAUGGUGUUGGUUCCAUAUCCAGCACAAGGUCACGUCACUCCGAUGCUCAAGUUAGCCUCAACCUUCCUCAACCAUGGAUUUGAUCCUAUCAUCGUAACCCCGGAGUUCAUCCACUGUCGGAUCACAUCGAAUGCUAAUCCUACGGAUGGGAUUACGUACACGUGGAUACCAGAUGGUCUAGGGAAUGAAGUGACUCGUGACUUCUUUGCCAUAGAUAAUGCUAUGGAGAACUACAUGCCAAUCCAAUUGGAGAGAAUUGUACAGAGUCUUGAUGAAGAUGGAGAAGAAGUUGUGUGCAUUAUUGUUGAUUUGUUAGCUUCAUGGGCCAUUAAUGUUGCUAAUCGAUGUCGGAUUCCGGUCGCCGGAUUUUGGCCGGCCAUGCUCGCUUCUUACCGGCUUGUCGCGGCCAUACCGGACAUGGUUCGCACCGACAUCAUCUCUGCUACUGGAAAUCCGCAAAAUCUACGGCAUCAUAUUGCACUACGUCCUUUCCAGCCUAAUCAACCAAAGCUAUGGACUGGAGAUCUACCAUGGCUGAUUGGAACUCCACAAGCAAGAAAAUCAAGAUUCAACUUCUGGGUCAGAGUUUUAGAUCGAUCGAGUACUCUACCUUGGAUUCUUGUGAACUCUUUCUCUAACGAGUCUCUUAGUUAUGAAGAAAAUUACUUCACUGAAACCACUCAAUUAGGCCAACCCAUGAUUCUGCCAGUAACUGGAUCUUAUUGCAAGCAUUCAGUACCCAAAAGUCCAAGCCUUUGGGAGGAAGACAUGGCCAGUUUGAAGUGGCUGGAAACUCAAAAACCCAAAUCAGUUCUCUACAUCUCAUUUGGCAGUUGGGUUAGCCCAAUUGGAGAAUCAAAAGUCAAAACUCUUGCAUUAACAUUGGAAUCAUUAGGACAACCUUUUAUCUGGGUCCUAGGUUCCAAUUGGAGACAAGGAUUACCAAAUGGGUUCAUCCAAAGAGUGUCAAAACAGGGGAAAAUAGUGUCAUGGGCACCACAAGUGGAGAUCUUGAACCACAGAGCAGUAGGUGGUUAUCUGACACAUUGUGGUUGGAACUCGACAAUGGAGGCUAUACAGUGUGGAAUGCCUCUUCUCUGUUAUCCGAUCGCGGGGGAUCAGUUUGUGAAUUGCAAGUUCAUUGUUCAAGUAUGGAGAAUAGGAGUGAAGAUUGAUGGGUUUGGAUUGAAAGAUGUUGAAGAGGGGUUGAAGAAGGUGGUGGAGGAUGAAGAGAUGAAUGAGAGGUUAAUGAAGGUUCGUGACAGAGUUGUGGGAGAGAAGUCUAGUUUGAAGGCGAAGAUCAACAUCAAUGCCUUCAUUGAUGAUUUGAAUAGAUCAACAGCUUAAUAUUAUGUAAAUGGGCCAGGCCCUGGGUUGUGUUUUUUUUUUUUUCCCCUUGAGAAUGUCUCCAAGGCAAAGAUUUUUGAACCCACCCCGAUGGAGCAAGCCCCCGAACCCGCGCCAAGAGUUGUCUCUGGUUUGGAUAUGGGCUUAUCGUUUGGGUCUUGCAUUCAUAUCUUUGGGCCUGGUGUUCACCAUUUUACUUUCAAGCCCAUAUUGGGCAUUAGACUAAACGACAUUGUUUGGUUUAAAUCAAUUUGUAG
Molecule: messenger RNA, 1744 nt
Organism: Tripterygium wilfordii
Lineage: Eukaryota; Viridiplantae; Streptophyta; Magnoliopsida; Celastrales; Celastraceae
Product: UDP-glycosyltransferase 82A1
Exons: 2
Coding region: 105-1487 (460 amino acids)
Molecular function (GO): UDP-glycosyltransferase activity
Source: RefSeq, a predicted model, not a curated record